Messenger RNA from Ochotona curzoniae (black-lipped pika), 1418 nucleotides. RefSeq names its product nmrA-like family domain-containing protein 1. NCBI's taxonomy places the organism in Eukaryota, Metazoa, Chordata, Mammalia, Lagomorpha, Ochotonidae. The record is from RefSeq and is a predicted model, not a curated record. The transcript has 5 exons. The coding region runs from base 59 to 958 and encodes 299 amino acids.
CAGCUGCUGUUGCUGUACUGAGGAGAGCUCCCCAGAAACUUCUUCUUCAUCCGGAAACAUGGCCAACAAGAAAGUGAUUGCUGUGUUUGGAGCAACAGGUGCUCAAGGAGGCUCUGUGGCCAGGGCACUUUUGGAUGCCAAACAUUUUACAGUGAGGGCAUUGACCAGAGAUGUGACUAAACCCAGUGCCCUGGCGCUCAAGGAUCUUGGUGCUGAGGUGAAGAAAUGUGAUCUGGAUGACGAAGUGUCUUUAGUGACUGCCUUAAAAGGUGUCUAUGGAGCCUUCCUGGUGACCAACUUUUGGGAAUAUCUCGACCAGGAGAGGGAAGUGCGUCAGGGGAAGCUGGUGGCAGAUCUCAGCAAGCGCCUAGGUCUGAAGCACGUGGUGUUCAGUGGCCUGGAGCACGUGCAUAAACUAAGUGGGGGAAAAUUGACUGCACCACACUUCGAUGGCAAAGGAGAGGUGGAAGAGUACUUCAGGUCCAUUGCAGUCCCCAUGACCAGUGUCCGCAUGCCAUUCUACUUUGAGAAUUUUCAUGGUGGUUUGAAACCUGCCAAAGCCUCUGAUGGAGAUUACUACACCUUGGUGCUGCCCACCGGGGAUGUACCUCUGCCUGGCAUAUCCAUUGCUGAUAUUGGAGUCAUCGUCUCUAACAUCUUUAAUUCUCCAGAGGAGUUCAUAGGACAUGACUUGAAUCUCGGUGCAGAAGCACUAACGGUGAAGCAAUAUGCUGAGAUUUUAUCCAAGGGUUUGGGGAAAGAUAUCCGAGAUUCAAAGAUCACCCCAGAAGCUUUCGAGAAGCUAAGCAUCCCUCAAGCCAAGGGAGUGGCCGAUGCAUUUCGCUUUACACUAAAGAAUCCAGAACGUGAUUUUGAACUUACGAAACGACUAAACCCCAAAGUCAGAAGCUUCCAGCAGUUUGUAUCUGAGAGCAUAGAGGCCUUCAAGAACAUCUAGAAAACCAGAUGUUCUCCUAGGAGCGCCUCACAUGUUCUGUAUUCCCUACCACACUUUUUCUCUCUACCUCACCACAUCAGUGAAAUUGGAACAACAUCAUUUCAACAUCCAUGUAUUCCCUGCAGCUCCCUCUUUGGUGAGAAAUGCUGCACUAGUGGCCUGGCAGUGUGAUUUGAUUCAGGCAUCUUUUCAGCCAGUGAUAUAUUCAUCUGGAGAUGAAUGGAUAUGUCACAAAAGGUGACCUCAGAAGUCCUAAAUGGAUGUCACCUUUUCUAACUCUCUCUCUCUCUCUCUGCAGCCCAGUGAUCCAUCACAAGAGGAUGCUGGAGCUCCUUCGUACCACAACAUGAACCCACUCAGCUUUCUCCUGUGGGUGUCAGCUUAAGCCCUAUUGAGCUCCUUUUCCUCAGGAAAUUUGUCAUUUGCAUAUUUACAAAAAUAAACGAUGUUGUAGAGAUUA